AUGAAGGUCUCUGUUGCAGGAACAGGAAACGUUGCGCAAUACCUGAUCGAGGAAAUUCCAAAAUAUGGACACGAACUCGUUGUUCUGACGCGAAAAGAAAAACCUGGGAAGAUUUACACACAGCGGGCAACAGACUAUAGCCUGGCAUCACUCAUAUCAAUCCUAGACGACCUCGGUGUUGAGGCGUUAGUCUCUACGAUCGCAGAUUUUGAAAAUCCUCCUGUCGCAACUAGGAUUCACUUCGAUAUGCUCGAGGCCUGUAAGCAAUCGAAGAUAUGCAAAAGCUAUAUCCCAUCGGAAUGGACCUGUGAUGUUCUUAACUAUCCCGAACAACCGAUGUUCCUUGCUGAGGCUAAUAAGAAACUACAUGACGCACUCAAACAAAGUCAGGAUAUACGGUGGACGAUCUUCGCGAACUCGUGGUUCAUGGACUAUAUAGUGCCAGCCUCACAACGAUAUCUUCGCGAUAUCGGAGCCUUAUGGCCAAUGGACCACACAACUAAAGUGUUCACUAUAUACGGACCAGGAGAUCAGCUAUUCUCCGUUUGUUCCGUGCGAGAUGCGGCCAAGGCCAUCGCUGCCCUUCUUGGGACCUCGGAGCCAUGGGAUCCAUAUACGUUCGUGGCGGGGGAUCACAUCACGCUCAGUGGGCUAUUUUCUGCCAUGAAGAGAAGAGAUCCUAGUUGGAAGAGUAAGACUAAGUCGCUGGCAGAGACCCUCAAACCAAUCAUUGAGAAUACGUCCUCUGAAGCGGCUAUGUUGAGCUACUUUGAGCUCCUUAUCUACUCUGGCGCCUCGAACCUACCUAGGGCGGAAGUACUAAGGCAGCGUACGAAAUAUUUUCCAAAUCUGCACUUUCAGACAGUGGAAGAACUUUUGAGCCUUGCAGAAGCACACCCCGGUACUAUUGUUUAA
Exophiala bonariae is the source of this 915-nucleotide messenger RNA. RefSeq lists its product as uncharacterized. Bases 1 to 915 code for a protein of 304 amino acids. Lineage: Eukaryota; Fungi; Ascomycota; Eurotiomycetes; Chaetothyriales; Herpotrichiellaceae. The record is from RefSeq and is a predicted model, not a curated record. The transcript has a single exon.